Molecule: messenger RNA, 2728 nt
Organism: Aspergillus ibericus CBS 121593
Lineage: Eukaryota; Fungi; Ascomycota; Eurotiomycetes; Eurotiales; Aspergillaceae
Product: sterol homeostasis protein ARV1
Exons: 7
Coding region: 64-2694 (876 amino acids)
Biological process (GO): intracellular sterol transport
Cellular component (GO): cytoplasm
Molecular function (GO): oxidoreductase activity
Source: RefSeq, a predicted model, not a curated record
CGGUCGUCCAAUGCAUAAGCUCCUUAAGUGCAUCCGUCUUAUUGACUGCUCUCUCAUCCCAUCAUGGCCAAAUUAUUCCCGGUCGACCACAGCCUGACCUCCUUCUGGCGGUCGGAGCCCGAUCCUUUGGACAACUUUCGCUCUACGGAGACUUUGCCGGAAAUAAGCGACAUUGUCAUCAUUGGAGCUGGGUAUGCUGGGGCUACGACUGCGUAUCAUUGUCUUGAACGCAGUCGACUCGCAUCGGCCGACAAGCCCUCCAUUGUGAUCCUCGAAGCACGGCAGGCAUGCUCGGGGGCCACCGGGCGCAAUGGCGGCCAUCUGAAGCCUGACGUAUUCAAUCGCAUCGGUAAUUUGGCCAAUGAGUAUGGGCUUGAGGCGGCGGCCGAAGUCGCCGCAUUUGAGAUGGACCACAUCUCUGCCAUCCAAGAACUAGUCGAGAAGGAGAAGAUCGACUGCGACCUGGAAGUGAACCGAGUGUGCGAAGUCCAGUACGACCAGAACCAAUUCGCGAAAGUCAAGGCUGGAUAUGAUUUCCUUGUCUCCAAGGGCGUGGAGACAAUCAAGGAUGUCGGAUACACUCCACCUGAACUGGCAGAGGCUGAAUCUGGUGUGAAGGGAGCUCUGGCUUGCUUUAGCCAGCGCACCGCCCGACUCUGGCCAUACAAACUCAUCAUCCAUCUUUUGAAGCAGGCUGUUGCCGCUGGAGUAAACCUUCAGACACACACUCCGGUCACGAACGUGUCUGAAACGCCAGAUGCUGAUGGAUGUUGGACGGUGACGACUGAUCGAGGCUCAAUCCGCGCCAAAUGGGUGGUCUUCUCAACCAAUGCAUACACGUCGGCGAUUGCACCGGAAUACAAGGAUAAGAUCAUCCCAGUGCGAGGAUUCUGCAGUCGCAUUGUGGUACCCAACCCACCUACAAAGCCGCUCGAACGCUCGUACAUGCUGCGCUUCAAUGCCUGGAACUAUGACUACCUCAUUCCGCGGCCGGAUGGGAGUAUCGUCGUAGGGGGAGGGAAAUCCACCUUUUUCCACCAGGACCAAGACAGCUGGUAUAACAACAUUGACGACAGCCGAACGGUCGAGGCGGCAGCGCGAUACUUUGACAACUAUAUGCAGAGACACUUUCAUGGAUGGGAGAACACGGGGGCAUACACCGACCGUGUCUGGUCAGGGAUCAUGGGUUAUAGCACCGAUUCACUGCCACACGUCGGACACGUUCCAAACAAGCCGGGUCAGGUCAUCGUGGCUGGUUUCACCGGACAUGGAAUGCCACAGGUAUUUCUCUCGACUCGGGGCAUAGCACAAAUGAUUGUCGACGGGACAUCGUAUGAGGAGACAGGAUUGCCGCGGCUAUUCAAGACGACGACGGAACGGUUGCAGAGUCGGCGCAAUAACAUUCUGCCCACCCCUGUGGUUGGGAGUAAACUCACCUAUAGUCGCGCCGAUGACCGUUCCUUGGGCAAAGGAGUGCGUCUAACGCAAUGUCCGCGCUGCCAGCGGUUCGCGGACAAAUACGUCGAGUACGAUUUCGUCGUGAUCUUCAUUGAUCUCGUCCUAAUCAAGCCGCAGGUGUAUCGACACCUGCUAUUCAACCGACUCGGGGGAGACGACAACCAAUUCGAUCGUUCCAUAAUCCGUCUAGGAAUCCUACUCCUUCUAUUCGACGUCUACCUGACAUGGGCACGGAUUGAGAAAUCCCCAUCACUCGCUACCACCUUCCUCUCGCGUGCGCCCAUCAUCGUCCAAUACCUCUUUUUCCUGAGUCUGAAUGCGCUCGCGACUCUUGCCCACCACCUCACCAUCCGCCUUCUGGCAUCAAUCCUCGCUCCAGUACCGCGUGGAUUCGCAGGUCCUUCUCAACAUAAUGCCAACAACAAUGCGACAGAGGCGGCCGUCUUCUCCAAUCCCUCAACCCCAGUGCUUCCAUCAUUUCCGUCCCAGACCACCACCCAAACCCAACUCUCCCCUACGCCGAACUCGACCUUGAGUCCACCAAAGCUCACCCCGCAAGUCUCCUCCAACGAUGUAUCAACGGUAGCCAGCGCUUCAGGCAGUGACCUUCACCACCUUCCCCCCUCCACGCCACAGGGAUCCUUCCCCGCCCUUCCACCCCCUCUGCGUCGCGCUUCCACAGCCCCAGCACAAAGCAUCCGACCCCUCCCGCCGCCCUCCCCGGCCAGCCCAACCGCCAUCAGCACCGCACUACUCGUCAGCAGCUGCGCGAAGCUCUUCCCCAUCCUCCUCGUCAUCUGGGGACCCGACGGCAGCGGGAAUGCAUCUAGUGUCUCUGGCUCCAACAACACCCGACUCAGCGCCGGCAGCCAGACAACCAUCCUCCAACAGACGCUAGACGACGCCGGGCUCGCACCCGCGGCGACUCUCACCGCCGCUCAACCAACCGCAACGGGUUCCCAUUCUCUGUCUGGCUCGUCCUCGCUUCUGGAGAGUCUCAUCAGGAUCAUGCCCGAGUCCGUACCGACCAACUAUCUCGCCAGCUUUAUCGAGCUAAUUGGACCACUUCUCUCUUUGGGCGCCGCAGACACGCAUCUCGUGCUGCUGAGCAACAUCGAAGCAUUGUACAUUCUUCUAGGAUGCGGAUACCUGCGCGCCGUGGCAUUAGCGGUGGCGGGAUUGGCUGCUCGAUGGACUGUACAGAGGGUGAUCUUAGGAGCAGUUGGAGUAGGCUAAUUUACAUAGACAUACAUAGACUAAUACCACAUAC